GAGUAAGAAUAUAUGAAAUUAGAGCUUACGAAAAUUAUAUAAAAUAAAAAGGAGGUUACAUUGUUAAAGGCGGUGAAGAAGAGCUGCAACCAACAAACCACCAUUCUUGAUUCUUGAAGCUCUCGUUAAUGGCGGUUCAAGUGCAAAUGAGGAUCGGACUCCAUCUCUUUGUCGCUUUCCUCAUGAUUUCCCUCUUCUUCACCAAAACCUCCUUCGUUUCCUCCAUUCCUACGGAAGAGCUCGAAGCAAUGCUCUCCAUUGUCAGAGCUCGAGGCUACAAUCUCUUCUCCAACGCCAUAACCACUUCCGACCUCCAACUCGAUCUCCUCACCGCCGCCGCAAACGCGUCCUUCACUUUCUUCGCUCCAACCGACUCCUCUCUCUUUGCUCUCGCCAUGACUCAGUCCGCCGCCGCCUACACCGCAACUCUCCGCUACCACGGCCUCCCUCGCCGCCUCUCUGUUUCCGAUUUCAACCGCUUGCCUUCUCAGUCUCCGAUCCAGACUUUACUUCGCUCACAGUAUGUUACUCUCACUCGCCGCCUCCGUGGAUCUCGCUCCGACGCCAUUUCUGUCAACGGCGUUAACGUUGUCCUCCCUGGAUUGUACUACAGCCGUCACGUUGCCGUCCAUGGCUUGGGAGGAAUUCUAAGUCUCCAUUCUCAGAUCGGAUUUCCGUACGAUUCUCCGCCUCCUCUUCCGCUGUUUCGCCCUAGCGCUCCGAGUAGCUUUCCGCCUGAAAACAGAGAUUUCACCGCUCCGGCCGCUGAUCGUGUAUUUCCACCGAUUAGUCCAAGUAAUUCUUCAAACAAAACUGUAGAUCUUCCAUUUAAUCGCGUAUAUCUUGGUCCUCCGCCGGAACGAUCGAAUUUCCAAGUCGAACCGCCGGUAAUUUCCUCUGUUUCUCCAUCGACCAGUCCUGUAGUUCCGCCAGUCAUUUCGAAUGAUUUAACUCCGUCGACGCGGAAUGAGAAGGAGAUUACGCCGACACCGUUGAUGAGCGGCUCGGCAGCGUGGAUGAUAAAAUCGGAAGACGGUUUGAUCGGAAGAACAGUGGAGGAGGAGUAUGAGCCAUUGGAUUGGAUGGCAUUUGGAUUCACUGAAGGAAAUUCAAAAAAUGUUGAUGUUGAAGAUAGUCAUCCUCGUCCAAAUGUGUUGCAGCGUCUUUGAAUUUAGACAUUGCAGAAGGUAUGGAUUCUUUCUUGUAAUCUCUUCCAUUUAUGGCUUUUAAUGGCAGAUGAACUUCAUUUUUGAUGCACAGAAAUUAAGAGUACUGUAUGGAAGGAUUUUGUGUAAAUUCUUUGUUUGAUCUGAGCUGCGUUUUGAAGAAUCGAAU
Benincasa hispida (wax gourd) is the source of this 1335-nucleotide messenger RNA. Its product is annotated as Fasciclin-like arabinogalactan family protein. Lineage: Eukaryota; Viridiplantae; Streptophyta; Magnoliopsida; Cucurbitales; Cucurbitaceae. The record is from RefSeq and is a predicted model, not a curated record.